Messenger RNA from Chenopodium quinoa (quinoa), 2167 nucleotides. Its product is annotated as vacuolar iron transporter homolog 4-like. The record is from RefSeq and is a predicted model, not a curated record. The transcript has a single exon. Gene Ontology annotation, cellular component: membrane. Gene Ontology annotation, biological process: intracellular manganese ion homeostasis. Gene Ontology annotation, molecular function: manganese ion transmembrane transporter activity; iron ion transmembrane transporter activity. The coding region runs from base 154 to 744 and encodes 196 amino acids. Lineage: Eukaryota; Viridiplantae; Streptophyta; Magnoliopsida; Caryophyllales; Amaranthaceae.
GCGAGAGAGCCAUUCAAUUCCACUUACGUGAAACACCCUAUAUCUAUAAAUAGCUCUACCCAAUUCAGUGAGCCUAUACUUACCACACUUCUUUUAUCUUACUAAUCAUUCUCUCAUAAACCCUAAUUAAACUCUCAAACUUAUUCUAAUCAAAUGGCCGAGCACAAACAACUUCCUCCGAUCGUCUUCAUCGACAUUGAAGGUACAAUCGAACAUGACAAAGAUCAAGAAGAUGACUUAGACCACUCAAAAGUGGCUCAAUGGCUAGCACCCGCUGUCUUUGCCGCCAACGAUGGGUUAGUGUCAACCGCAUCCCUCAUGUUAGGUAUGGGUGCGGUUAGUCAAGACGUCAAUGCCAUGAUUGUCACCGGGUUCCUAGGCCUAACAGCGGGGGCUUGUAGCAUGGCUAUAGCCGAAUUCAUCUCCGUAGACUCAACUCUCAAUAAUGAGACUGGUCAAAGGGAUGAUGAGCCUAGAAGGGAUCCCAUAAGGGCAGCUAUCGCGGCAGCUUUUGCUUUCGCGGUUGGGGCCCUAGUGCCUUUGACGGUUGCAUUGCUUUUGGAGGGUUAUAAUGUAACCCUAGGCGUGGUUGAAGGGCCGAUAAGCGUCGUGUUGGCCGUGUUCGGGUGGAUAGGAGCGUUUUUGGAUGGUGCUCCGGGGUUUAGAGCUGCUUUAAGGGUAUUGUUAUGGGGUUGGGUGGCUAUGGUUGUCACCUUUGGAUUAUUGAUAAACCGAAAUUGGUAACAUUGAGCUAUUCAUUAUAUGUGUACUAAAAUUAAAUAAUAAAUAUCUAUAUAUAACUAUAUAAGAUUUUAGCUGAAGUUGAAACCAAGAUUAAGAUUAUUUGAGGUAAUUUUACCUUUUUUUUUUUUGAAACAAGGGUAAUUUUACUUUGUUCAACACUAAAAUGUAAAAAAAUACUAUAGUUUUUACAUUAAAAAAAAAAAAAAUAAAUAAAUAAAAAUGGGCAUUACAAAAUUAUGUAUGAGACUUGAGUCAUACGUACGUGGAUGAUUUAUAUGUUCUUUUUACGCCUUAAUUUAUUGGAAAAAUACACUUUAAUUUAAUAAUCCCGACUAUUAGCGAUUUACUUCUAAUAAUCUCAACUAAGAUUUAUUAUCUAAUAAUCUCAACUAUGCUAUGACUUUGCGUCCAAUAUUCCCAAUGACCGGUAACCAGGGGAAGGGGUAAAUUUUAUUUUAUUUUUUUUAAAAAAUCCACGUGUCAGCACAUGAUUUGCCUAAAAUUUUAAAAAAAAAUUAUAAAAAAAAAAGAAAAAAAAAACAGAAAUCCAACCCCCAAAACCACCGGCCAUGAUCCACCCUACCACCUAAAUCAAUAUCCUAACCACAUUAACCCCUAACCUACACCGUAGCUCCACCAACAACAACACAUAGCCAGCCACCUUAUCUCCACCACCGCAACCCAUAUGCAACCCUUCACUCACCGCACCAAACCAGAUGCAACCCCUCACUCAAUCACCGCACCAACCCACGCAACCCCUCACUCACCCAGACGUAACCCCUCACUAACCCAGACGCAACCCCUCACUCAUCACCGCACCAACGACAACAACCUCCAAUUUCGCCACCAACAACCCAAAUUUCAACAGCAAACAAACACCAAUUAUUCGUUGCUCACCAACCGUAACCCCUGAUCGCUGCCUGACGCCGCAACUACAGCCGCACAAAUCUAGUCACCCAAUUGCUCCUCCCGCACCGCUUGCGACGCUCACAUAACAGCCACCAAUUGCUCCAACUAUUCAUCAACCACCAAUCCAAAGCAAUUCAAACAAUUUUCCAGAAGGGAGGGGUUGGUUUGGGGGUGGGAAUGGGCCGACUAGAGUAGUUUCGGGGGUUAGGAGGGGUCGGCUGGCCGUUUUCAGGGGUUAGGGGAGGCGGCCGGCCGUUUUCGGUGGGUUUUGCCUUGGGUUUCACAGUGAGGGGGGUGGUGGCUAUUAGGUUUUUGGUUUUUUCUAAUUUUUUUUUUAAUUUUGGACCAAUCAUGUGUUGACACGUGUGUGCUGCUAAUCACAUGAUUGGUCCAAAAUUUACGUUUAUGGAAAUAAGAAGUUUGGGGAAUCAACGUGUGAUGUGUCAACACGUGAUUGGUCCAAAAUUAAAAAAAUUAAUUUUGUAUAUAUGAAAUAUUAGAAGUAUAUCGACAA